Molecule: messenger RNA, 1020 nt
Organism: Symbiodinium sp. CCMP2592
Lineage: Eukaryota; Dinophyceae; Suessiales; Symbiodiniaceae
Source: the annotation of a GenBank genome assembly
AUGGUGUCGGUGCCACUGCUGGUGCCGGUUGGCACUACACUGACAGAGCGAUGCAUCGCAGAUGCAGAGGUUGCAAUCGCGCAGACUCCCGAAAAGUUCAUUGACACGGUAACCUCGUCGAGGUUGUUCAAGUUGCACAUGGCGCAGUAUUUUUGCAAGCUGGGUUCUCUCAACAUGACGGUGCUGGAGCUUGGUGUCCACCAAGGAUACACAACACUAGUUUGGGCGAAUAUUUUUCAGAAGGUCAUUGCCGUCGACUUCAACGAGCAGUGGCUUCAAGUUGCUUCCAAGACAACCGCAGACAGGCCAAAUGUGGUUCUAUUGCAUGCAAACCUGAUGACGGACAGCUGGACGAUCUUCCGCAACAAUCAGGUGGACGUUGUCAUUAUUGACGCGAAUCACGACUUCCACUAUGUGCGAUCAGAUGCAUACAACUCGCUUCGACAGCUUCCAAACCUCAAGUACAUGGUUUUCCAUGACUACGGAAGCGAAGAUGGGGUUCGGCAGACAGUGAAAGAAUUGUCUGGGAGGCGCAUGUUGCAAGACUGCCAGUGGCUGGGUCUCGGCCGGGACGGGACUAGCUGGCCGUCCCUCACGUGGCACCGAGACACUGACACAAUCUCUCCCACGACGACCAACUUGUCGGAAGGAGUAGCUUGCAGGUCUGUGAAGGUCCGAGAAUUGCGACCCCCCUUCACGGACCUGCGUUAUUACGUGUACCGGCAGCCUGUACAAGAACUCUGUCAUGAGGGAGUCUUUCGCUUUUUGCCGGGAGGGCAGCUUGCCACUGAUGUGUGGCGGAAGGGAAGCUGGACCUACUCCAGGGAUCCGACUGGCAAAAAGGGUGAUUUACUUCUGGUUAACCUGGCUCACAUGUCCUCGGUUCCGCUCGAGGUGCUCUUCAAUGAACAUCGAACUGCCUUUCUGCUUACUGACGUUGGUGGCCUUGGUGCAACCUGGUAUGGCCUUCAGGAAAACCUUGCAAUAUCAACACUGAUGCGGACCAACGAAGAAUUCUGA